AUGGCAGAAUCGGAACCUAAUGGAGUGUUUACGAUGGUGGAACUCAACUACCAAGGGGUAUUUAAUCGAAAUCCUUUCUAUUAUACUGGCGGUGUUAAAACCAUCUUUAAUGAUGUUGACUUUUCUUAUAUGACUUAUUUUGAGUUUGUGACCUUCUGCGAAUGUUUCAUGCAUGAAGAGUGUAAAAAAUUUUACUACUAUGAACCAAGCAAUUCCCUGAUGGAAGGGCUUAAUCCCAUUUCAGAUGAUGUGGAAUAUGCUGCUUUUAUUUUUGAUGCUUAUGGAAUAGAUGGUGUAAUUUCGGUUUAUGUGGAUCAUAUUGGGGUUGGUGUUGAUGGGUGGCUUGAUGAUGAAGAUAAUGAUGAUGAUGAAAAUAAGUCUUGUAUUGAUGGUGAAAAUGAAGAUAACAUAGAUGAACUUAGGAAUGUUGCCUUUGAAAUUAAUGAGGAUGUAGUGCAUAUGAAUAGGACAUCAAAUGAUCUUUUCAUAAGUACUAGCGAGGAUCGCGGGAAGGCGCCGGCAUGA
This is a messenger RNA of Lactuca virosa, 525 nucleotides long. The record is from the annotation of a GenBank genome assembly. Lineage: Eukaryota; Viridiplantae; Streptophyta; Magnoliopsida; Asterales; Asteraceae.